Colletotrichum spaethianum is the source of this 189-nucleotide messenger RNA. RefSeq lists its product as uncharacterized. The record is from RefSeq and is a predicted model, not a curated record. Bases 1 to 189 code for a protein of 62 amino acids. NCBI's taxonomy places the organism in Eukaryota, Fungi, Ascomycota, Sordariomycetes, Glomerellales, Glomerellaceae. The transcript has a single exon.
AUGGUCGAAGCCUCGUCCAAGUUGGUCGUAUUGGUUGCUAAUGGUAGCGGUGGUAAUGGUAACGGUGGUGGUGGUAAUGGUGGUGGUGGUGGUGGUGGACGAAAGAGAAAGCCGGAGAUGGUGUUGCGGUCUCGUAGGAUUAGUCUCCCCGUCGGUGGAGAGCUGCCUUUCUGCACGGCAAGCGGAUAG